CCUCCCUCGGUCAAAUUUGUUCUUCUCUCUGUUGUAGGCUGAGGAGCUUACAAGGAUCGAUCUAGAGAUCAAUGUUUAAGAAAAUGCUGCAUCGAAUACGGGAGCUACUGCUGUCCCUGAUCUCCUUUGCCGUUUCGCCAAAGCUGGUUACUUAUGCAAGGAAUCCUCCUAAUUCGUCGACCCUGGAAGUUGGUGACAAUGAAGGCAAUGACUAUGACUCGCAUUGCCUGAGUUGGAGGUUGGCAGUGGAGGCAAACAAUGUUCGAGGGUGGCGGACGGUUCCUGCUAGGUGCCAGAAAUACGUCGAGAGGUACAUGACCGGAGGGCAGUACGAACGGGACACCGAGCUGGUUGUGGACGAGAUACUGAGCUACGUGGACAGGAUCGUGCUGCCUGGAGACGGCAUGGAUGCCUGGGUUUUGGAUGUCGAUGACACCUGCAUCUCCAAUGUAACUUACUACAAGGGAAAGAGAUAUGGGUGCGAUCCAUUCGAAGGAGCAGGAUUCAGGGCAUGGGCAGGGAAGGGAGAGUGCCCGGCCAUUCCAGGAGUGCUGAGGCUGUACAAGAAGCUGAUUGGAUGCGGGUUCAAGGUUAUCCUUAUCACGGGCAGGGACAAGGAGAGACUUGGCCAAGUCACCAUCCUUAACCUGCACGACCAAGGGUUCUCUGGCUACCAACAGCUCAUCAUGAGGACACCGGAACACAAGGGGCAAAAUGCGGUCGCAUACAAGUCUAAUGUCCGGAGGCAAAUUGUGGAAGGAGGAUACAGAAUACGGGGCAACGUUGGUGACCAAUGGAGCGACCUUCAAGGGGAACAUGUUGGCGACCGUACGUUUAAGAUUCCUAAUCCUAUGUAUUAUGUUUCUUGACGUCCAUCAAAACAGCCAUGAUUGACAUGCUUUUCAAAUUAAAAAAA
Molecule: messenger RNA, 916 nt
Organism: Punica granatum (pomegranate)
Lineage: Eukaryota; Viridiplantae; Streptophyta; Magnoliopsida; Myrtales; Lythraceae
Source: RefSeq, a predicted model, not a curated record